Labeo rohita (rohu) is the source of this 5654-nucleotide messenger RNA. It is a transcript of the gene evc2, whose product is annotated as limbin. Lineage: Eukaryota; Metazoa; Chordata; Actinopteri; Cypriniformes; Cyprinidae. The transcript has 22 exons. Bases 230 to 3964 code for a protein of 1244 amino acids. Gene Ontology annotation, biological process: smoothened signaling pathway. Gene Ontology annotation, cellular component: plasma membrane protein complex; ciliary membrane. The record is from RefSeq and is a predicted model, not a curated record.
CAAAACGGAAAUAGAAAAACAAACGGCGAAAUUCUCGGUCACUCAUGAGAUGUUUGCAUACACGUUUAGCGUUUUUUCCAGCCUUUAAAGAGCAGUGCUGCUGGUGACACAGAAGCCCGAAGAAAACGACAUGAAUUUAACGGGUCGCUCGUGAGUCGUUCGCGGUGAGGUCGUUUAAUCGUCUGGCGGCAAACGCGUCGGUUUGUGAUUGCAUGUCCUACGUGUGGAAAUGGAUGUGUGGAUCGAUGGCUGUUUUGUGAUUAUGAGCGCGCUGCUGUUUGUCGCGCGAGCCGAAGAUGCUGCGCGUGCUGGACAAUCAGACAUGAUCAAUGCAGCCCUGUCCGACGAUCAUCUGGACAAGAUCAAAGAUUUGGAGAAACUAGAGCGCAAAAAAGAGAUCAGGCGAAGUAUCAGCUCUUCACAGCGUCACACAGAGGACUCCAUCUCAGGCCACGCCUCUUACACCUUAUUUGGUCGGUGGGCGGGCCAGAGAACCACCAGACACACCUCUCAUCUGAGCGCAACAAAGCCUUCAGCGUUUGGAGUCUCAUUCCACAAAUGUGCUCAGGUGGACGCAGACGGUGCGUUUCCGCAGGUGCUCGUGUGGCUGGUGGUCAGUAACCCACAGGAGGGUCGUGAUCUGUCGCAGCUCUGUAUCCGUGACUCGGUGUCUGACGUCACACUGCUGCAGACCAACGGGAGCGUCCAGGAGAGAGGAUUCCAGACCUUCAGCACCGACUCACUGCGCGCUGGAUCUCAGUAUGUGGUUUUGUACAGAAUGAGUGUGAAAGGAAACGGAAACCAGAUUCUCACUCUCCCAGCGUUUCUGACCUUCUCCAACGCCACUCAGAAUGACAUUCAUCUAUUUGGUCCAGUGAUCGCCAAUUUCACUGUGAGGAUAAACGCAACUGAACAGCAGGCUGAUGUGGACCGCUCUCUUCUCCUCAUUGGUUUUAUGCUCUCGUUUCUCCUGACGCUCCUGUUGGCAUCUCUCAGUGUUGUCAGUGUGAACUUCCUGUGGCGCAGACGACUGCGCAGCUGCACUCGACACAUGAGAAGCAGCAUCAAUGAGGAGGCGGGGCCAUAUGAGUGUGACAUCACUGCGUCAGCCAAUGAGGAGGCAGCAUUUGAGGAUAAGUUUGUGGAUAUUGUGAUGUUGGAGGAUCCACAAAACAUGAUUCAAGCGCUUGACAGUCUGCACGUGUCGUCUCUAGCGCGCGCCGCGGUGUGGGUGGAGCGCGUGCGGGUGCAGAUGUUUAAGGGGCUGCUGUCUGUGCUGCUGGCGGGCGUUCGGGCGGCGGGGCGUGUGAGCGAUCAGGGCGAGAGGCGCGUUCUCGGAGUCGUUCACGGGCAGAUCGUGGGCAUGGAAGGAAAAGUCCAGGAGGAGCACGUGGCGCGGAUGGCGGCGCUCGCCGCUCAGUGUAACCUGGAGACGCAGGAGGAGAUGGAAACGCAGCAGCGCAAACAGAUGAGCGAAACGUCACACGCAGAACGACUGUUCCAACGUGUGCCGCGGACGCAGGACGUGCUGGAGGUUCGUUCUCUACUGGAGAAGCUUCAUAAAGAAGAGAUGAAGCGUCUGCAGAAGCGGCUCCUGGUCAGGCACGAGCACGCGUCGGCGCAGGCACAGAGGCAGCAGGCGCUACGACGGCGCUUUGAGCUGCACAAGAUCUUCGGUGAGGAGCUGGAGGAGGCCGCCCGAAUGGGAGAGCUGGAGAAAUCCACCGCCGACAGACUCCUGCUGCAGUACUACAGCUGUCAGGACGCUCUGGAGGAGGUGCUCGAUGUGCUUCUGGCCAAUCAGAGAGCGCUGCUGGCCGGGCGACACGCGCAGCGCCGCUUCCUGCUGCAGAGUUUCCAGAGUCUUCAGGCCGUGGCGAGUGACGCGUUCAGCAGCAGCGCGCGACACAUCAGAGACGUGCAAACACACGGGGAGCGUGGUUUCUCCCCGCAGUGUUCUGAUGUUCAGUUGGAGAUUCUGCGCGUCAAACAGAAUUUUGAAGAAAGCGUGAGUCGUGAGCGCAGCGCUAUCCGCUGUGACAUCAUCAAGAGGAGACGACAGCUGCUGUCAGAGAAGGUGUUUGAACACUGGCGUGAGCUGCAGGCCGCGAGCGCUUCCUCUGACGUCACGGUGAAUCAAUACCUGCAGAAAUGGACAGAAAUACUGACGUACCAGAACAAUGAACUGUCAGAACUCAUCAGUCACCUGGACGAGGAGACUGCAGGCAGGACACGCAAGAUGAGUCUGUGUCUGCUGCAGAGUUCGCUGGCGGAGCUGAAGGCGCACGCGGCCGCGUCGUGUCCAGAAGCCGCCGCGCACUUGCUGCCGCAGACGGAGGCCGUCCAGGAGUGUCUGCAGCGUCUGGGUAAAGCGGCGGCUCACGAGCUGCGAUCGGCUCAGAGCUUCAUCCAGCGGCAGCAGCAGCAGGAGCUGGAGGAGCAGAGGAGCAUCAGAGACGCCUUCAGAGAAUACUGCAGCUGCGUGUGUGCGUGUCAGCGCUCUCUCUCGCGUGAGCAGCGUUUGCAUCUGCAGCUGGAGUGUGUGAAGGCCGCGUGUCGUCUGGAUCGCUGUCUCGUGCUUCCACACGUCAUCUGUGAGCUCAAACGGCACGGAGCAGACCCCGCCGACCCCGCCGUGACCCCUGCAGGUGCAGAGACGGAGAGGUCAGAGGUCACAGAGCUGCAGCGUUUCCAGAGGCGCCUGCAGGAGAGACUGCAGCACAGCGACACGCAGAACGACACACCGCAGCCGGCGUGGCACGAGGCGCGUGUGUUUCAGGAGCAGCAGCUUCGUGUGUGUCAGGAGCGCGUGGCCGUGUUUGUGGCGUCGCUGCAGUGGGAACAUGCAGAGAAGAAAACAAAAGUGAUGGAGACGCACACAGCGCUGCUCAAACUACAAACACUCAUCACACCAGAGAUACACGACACUGACAUCACGCACACCGUCAACACACAGCGCCUGUGUCGUGAAAUGAUGUCCGUCUCUGUCGAGGCUCUUGAGGAGGCAGAGCUCCGGCUUCAACGGGAGGAGCUGAAGUGGAAGGAGUCAGUGAAUGGGCGGGGCCGUUCGAGCACAGAUGAUGAUGAUGAUAAAGAGGAGGGUUUGUUUAUGGUGGACAGUGACGGUGGAGUCGCUGCUGUCCUGCAGGAGACGCUCUUCAGGAGACAGCUUUUGAUUGACAGAGUGCUGUGCAGGAAUCAGACACUACAGCAUCACAAAGAUCGACUCCAGCUGAAGAGACUGCAGACGUACUGUGAGCAGGAUCUGGAGUUUACAGCAGUGUUGGUCAAACAGUCUCUGAUGUCUGUUCCUGAUCUUCACAAAGUCCUGCGGCUCCUGCUUCCUACAGUACCUGAGGGAGAACUGCUGUCACUUGUAGACGCACUAGGACCCGGAGCAGGGGAAUCAGGAAGCUGCUCAACUCUGGCAGACAGACUGAGACAUGACAUACUGAGUAGAAAUCUGUCUCGCGCUCCUCAGCACAGAGACAGAGAGAGAGACAGGUUCCUCACAAAGCGUCAGAAGCUCCUCGACAAGCUGUUGUCCGGUGCCGGAGGUUCUGGAGACACCGGUGAGACUCAGCGGAGACGCCGACGUAUACGGGAACUUCCUGCGCCAGAACCUUCUGUGAAGCAGACGGAGGAGGAGGAGGCGGGGCACGUGACGAGGGCCGGUGAGGGGGCGUGGCCUGAUGAUGUGGUUGUUGGUGAAGGGGCGUGGCCUGAAGGAAGUUUCCUCUCUACUAGGGAUGGUAGUGAAGGGGUGUGUCCUGGGGGCGUGGCUGCGGUUGAGGAGGCGUGGCCUGUGGCUCAGGACAGUCUCGACUCUGCGGAGCGGCUGUUUGCUUUCCGCUGCCUUCCUCCCGCAGUCCUGCAGCACACGCGAACGUCUUGUUCGCGCAAGAAAAAACGCAACUUCCUGAACUUCAAGAAGAGCAGCGUGGCUCCUCAGCCAAACGCGUGACGGCUCCACAGCGUUCUGAUGUUUCUGUUUGCUGAGAGCUGAUUGGUUGCUUCCUGUUGCGGGUAUUCAGCCGUCCAAUGACAUCAUUCAGAUGCGUUUUUCAUCUCGAAUCCUGAUUUCCUUCACAAUUGGGUCAGAAGAUCGACUGAUGUAAACGUAAAAACAAAAAGACCUUUGACCUGCAGCUUCAUAAUUAUACUCCUUUUUACUGAUCAACCUUUUUUUUUUUUUAAUUAACCGAUAGAUUGAUUACUUAAAAAAGGGCCAUGAAAUGACUGAAAAAUUUUAUUGCUGACACUCGCCAUUUGACUGCGUUUAACGUGAACUCGAAUCGUUCAUUGAAAUAUAAUCUGAUCACACAGACGUCUGUGUGAAAAACCAGCCAAAUCUUUCGUCAGUGAAGCUCAGAUCUGCUGCCCGUCAUCGUCAUCAUCGUGUUGUUGUUGUUGUUGUUUUGUUUAUUUGCAGCUGUCGUGAGCUGAACGGCUGGACUGUCAGAAACCAAACGUUGCUGCUUCAUCCUAACAGACAGACGGACGGAGAGAGAUUGACGCUGCUAUAUGUGUUCACACGUACAUAACAGAACAAAAGCAUUAGUUACAAAUUGAUUAAUAGUUCAAAUCAGAGACGUGAAGGGACCGUCUGACGUACUUUUCUCUGUUGAAGGAGAUGAAAUCUUCUGUCAGUGAGUCUAAACUGCUCUGCAUGUGCGUCGGCUGAGAGACAGACAGAUUUCACACAUCAUCCACCGAUGACAAUAAUUCAGCAUUAAUAACACAUCCUAUGUUUUCCAGUAAAUCUAGCGGAUCGUCUGAUGAUUUCCUUUCUGUUACAUGGAUGGGGACUGAAGCCUUCAAGCUUCAAGAAGGACACAAAUCACCAUUAAAAAGCUCCACGUCUAAUGAUGAUCUGUGUGAGAAACAGCCUGAUUGAAAUCAUUAUUCACUGACGAUCUUUCUCUCAUCUGUGAGCGGCUCCUUAUGAGUAACUCAACAUUGUUAUAGACGGUCUGAAUCUGCCCUUCCACAAAUUGAAUCAGAGCAGAAAGUCUCAAAUUCUCAAAUGACACUACAUGUUGCAUGCGCUGCAAAAAAUGAUCUUCCUCUGUAUUUUCUUUUUUUGUUUUCCGGUGCAGACGCCAAAAGAUUCUUCAAUCGCACACAAAAACUGAUGUUUUUCGUCCUCAGAACAAAUACCUGUCAAGGAGUGAAUUCUUGUUUUCCCUUUGUAGAAGUUGAUUUUUCUGAUAUUCUUGUUUUAAUCAGAAACUACUUUCACUUUAUUUCAUUUCUCAGAAAACAAGACUUCUUAAGUCAUCUCCAGUAAAUGUAUCUUGAUUGCGGAGUCUUUAGAUAUUUGCACUGGAAAACUAGAGACUGAGGAAGAACAUCAGAGAUCAGUAAAGUAAAUGAUAUUUCCAAAUUCAAAUAGUGACUGUAACCAGAUAUAUUUGACCUAUAAGCUUCUUUUUUUUUUGGAAAAUAUUUUAAAAUCUAAUGGAGAAUGGUUAGACGUUUUGCUAACCUCACUCACUGCAUUUCUCAAUUGUCUUUACUUGGUCUGAAAAAGGUCUUUAAAAAGUCUUCAGUGUAAAACCUGCAGAAACGCUGAAGCAGCUCUAGAGACGAUGGUGUGGUGUAUACUGUAAUUUAAAUGACUGAAUCUUGAAAUUAAAGAUUUUUUUCCUGUU